CGACAGAUGACGUCCGGGCCAGCCUUGGAUACGUUCACCCACCACGAGCCCACCCCACAGCGGCCCCGCCCUCCCUGUUUGGAAAAACUUCGAUCCUGGAUUCGUACAAGACUCGACUCCUCCAAACUUUAUCUUGUCGACACGCUGGAGAUUUCCAACACUGAGUAGCGCUAGAGGGAUGAAUGCCCGGAGCCAGCUCCUCCAGUCGGCUUAGUCGGCUCGCCUAUCUGAUGGUACCUGGCACGCAUCAACACCACUUACAACAAGCCAAGAAUGGCCUCCUACUGUGUGAUAUAUCAAUCCUGCCACUCUUGUACGUUGGGCACCUCCUCCUGUCAAAGCUAAUUUUCAGCUCCUGCAAAUCCAUCACGAGCCCCAUGACACAGCCAUUCUUCGUCGAGCGGUCGUCCUUCUGGCGUCGCCUUGGCACCCACCAUUUCCCCAUGGCCUCAUGUCCAUCUCGCCCAUGCUGCCCAUUUCCAAGGUGUGCAUCUCCCCCCAUAAUGGGUUCCGUCGCCGAGUGGCGCUCGCCGGAGCGCCUGACUGAACUUGUUGAUCACAUUAUCGUCAUUGACCUCUCUAACCGCGACAUUCGACUUGGUGGGAGUGCAAUGCUCACCAGCUUUUACUAAUAGUAAUAUCUAAACGGCAUGGAAAGUGGCCCUCAUGGACUUUUCUGCCCUCAGUCUGUGUAGCUCUCUGUGUCAGAUACUCAGGUCCCGUCUCUUUCCUUCAACCCUUUGACAUCUUCACCUCCCUUUUCCUUUUCUUCCCUCGUCACUCAGAG
Westerdykella ornata is the source of this 787-nucleotide messenger RNA. RefSeq lists its product as uncharacterized. The record is from RefSeq and is a predicted model, not a curated record. Bases 183 to 632 code for a protein of 149 amino acids. The transcript has a single exon. NCBI's taxonomy places the organism in Eukaryota, Fungi, Ascomycota, Dothideomycetes, Pleosporales, Sporormiaceae.